AUUCACGUGCUUAUCAGAGCGAGCGUUUACUUCACAUCAGUAGUGUCGUGCUAUGCAUCUACCAUUCGUGUGACUUACUGCGUGCCUUGCGCACUUACUAUCUGGAUAGCUAAGAGUGAGAUACUGUGUGCCUUGCCAUCGGGUAUCGAAUCAGAACGAUGCUUCCCAGUCAGAGAGACCAGUACCAGCAGACUGUAUUCGGAUCGCAGGUUGUAAAACAGGAGAGCGUCACCCCGUACACCGAUGCGACGAAAUGCAAGAAGUCUUCCAACCACAUCAAGCGUCCGAUGAACGCGUUCAUGGUGUGGAGUCAGAUCGAGCGGAGAAAGAUCGUCGAGGUGCAGCCGGACAUGCACAACGCCGAGAUCAGUAAGCAACUCGGUAAGCGCUGGAAGUCCCUGAUCGAUUCGGAGAAGAGUCCGUUUGUAGAGGAGGCCGAACGGCUGCGCGUGCUUCACCAGCAGGAGUACCCCGACUACAAAUACAGACCGCGCAAGAAGGCCAAGGGAACGCCAGCCAGCCAGGGCGCCGCCAAACAUUCCGACGGCAAAGUUUGCAAGCCGAACAAAUCAAAAAGUGAUAAGAAGCAGCGUAAGUCCGCGGCGUCCGAGUAUAACUCCGGUUUCCUGCACGGCGUCUCCAGUCCUACCUCCAGCAUAAACACGAACAAACUCAAGUUGAAGCUCACCAUCGACAAGAAGUUCAAGGAGAGCAUCAAGGCGUCGCGCGUCAUUCCGUUCUGCACGACGCAGCUGACGCCACCGGCGAAGGUUCCGUGCAGUCCCGGCCAGCACUCCCCGGCGACGCCGGACAGCACGUCCUUCUACGACGACAUGUUCGACAGCCCGCGCAGCGCGACGCACUCGGACGGCGGCUCCGUGGACACCUACUCCGUCUCCAGCCGGUCGUCGGGCUACUGCAGCUCGGACGUGGGCUCGAACGACGGCACGGGCGAUCUCACGGACAUGUUGAACCUUCCGUCAAACUGGCAGGCCGAGUUUGCCAACAUCGCGCUCACCGACUCCGAGUUCGAGCGCAUCAAGGAGUCGCACUUCGAAUUCCCGGACUACGAUUACGCCGACGUGAACGACUUGGACUGGUUGGACCAGCUCGGCGAGGGCAACCUCACGUCACUGCUGUCCGCGUAAGAGCUUGCGUCGCGCAGGGGGCGCCGUCGUAGGACGGAUCUCGGACGGCGCGUGUCCGAAUCGAAUCCGUCGUUUCUCCCAGGAGGAGGAAGGUAACGAGGGAGUAGGUAGUCCAUCGAUCUCGGGGUGAGUAAGAUACCUAGAGCUGUCGGCCGGGGCUCACGACCGCUCGCCGCCGCCAGCGAAAGUCGCAGCGCGGCACGAGAUUUUCGAAACGAGAGGGAAAGUGGCGGCGUAGUGACCUCGAAACGUGCAGCGCUUAGUUGCAUGGCACGUCUGCCCCCACGCCGUAUGACUGUACGUGUAGAGUGGGCGGCGGAGGAGAGCCCACCAGUGUGUCAUCCCAUUCACUAACGAUCAGCGCUGCUAAGAUGAGACGAUCGGGAUGCGUGGGGCGAUAGAUCGACGAACAAACCGAGGAAUGACUCGAGACGAGGAGCGUAGAGUUAUUUCUAUGUACAUAUUGUGGCCUAAACUUCUCAUACGAUGUGUAAUAUUUAUUUAUUUGGUCGAGACGAGAUGGGUUUAGGAGGCGUGGUGCGGUCGCGAGACGACAUGGCGGGCCUGGGUUGUGAAAAAUGCAGUUUAUAUAGUGCACGUCUCGACCCAGAUCUUUUGUGUAUGGUUUUUCAUUUGUACACGUGUACAAGUAUGUACACUUGGUAGCGCGAGCGAGCUCUCGUUUUCUAUGUUUGGAACUUUCUAAAAACGAAAAAAAAAACUUAGGGAAAUAGUAAUGAAGAAGAAGAGUGAAUCCAUUUGGUAAUAUUGUGUAUUUAGAUUUGGACCUUCGCACUGUUUUCGAGGUUGUACUACCCCUUCUUCUCUUUCCCAGAGAUCUAGAACUUGUAUCAAAUCCCAUUUCUGAUGCGUUCUACCAGGAUCAACCAGUAUUUUCUCGACGCGGCUGUACUCAGCUGCCAGUCGACGUGUACAUACUUGUGAGACUGGCCUUCAGCACUUGAGACUGUAGCACGGGCACGCGUGUACAUGUGCGAUGUGUGUGCGCACACAUAUGUGUAUAUGUACGUGUACACGUACAUACAUGUAUAUGUGGGCACACAUACGUGUAUAUGU
Priapulus caudatus is the source of this 2225-nucleotide messenger RNA. RefSeq names its product transcription factor SOX-11-like. The record is from RefSeq and is a predicted model, not a curated record. The transcript has a single exon. Gene Ontology annotation, molecular function: DNA-binding transcription factor activity, RNA polymerase II-specific; RNA polymerase II cis-regulatory region sequence-specific DNA binding. The coding region runs from base 159 to 1148 and encodes 329 amino acids. Gene Ontology annotation, biological process: anatomical structure morphogenesis; cell differentiation; regulation of DNA-templated transcription. NCBI's taxonomy places the organism in Eukaryota, Metazoa, Priapulida, Priapulimorpha, Priapulimorphida, Priapulidae.